AUGCAGACCGAAAGGUUUCAUCCAUUCCUCCUAGCUGAAUCUCUUCCUGACUUCGAAAAUGUUGAAAUAUCUAUUCCUUUUCCUCGCACUCGCCUACUAAUUUGCGGUGACAAACCAGCAUCUGGAGUGACGGUGAAGCUUUGGGAUGAGGAUGAUGGACCGGACCCCGACGACUUGCUUGCUGAGGGUGUAACGAAUGCAAAAGGAGAGUUCACUUUACAGGGAUCAGAGAAAGAAGUCACCAACAUUGACCCAGUUUUCAAAGUCUACCAUGAUUGCGAUGAUGGAAUAAAACCCGGACAACGCAAGGUCAAAUUCCGCAUCCCAAGUCAGUACAUUUCCGCAGGAGGAUCGCCCAAGAAACUAUUUAACAUUGGCGUACUCAAUCUCGAAACGAUUUUCCCAAAGGAAGAGCGAAAACUUUUUUAAACAGACACAUGCCUGCCUUGUACUUCCAUGUAUGGAUAAAUACUUUUUUUUU
Cylicocyclus nassatus is the source of this 481-nucleotide messenger RNA. The record is from the annotation of a GenBank genome assembly. Lineage: Eukaryota; Metazoa; Nematoda; Chromadorea; Rhabditida; Strongylidae.